UCUUAACCUUCCUUCUUAUUCGUCUUUCCUGGAUUCAUCCUUUUUAUAUUCUGCGUCGGAUUGAUCAUCAUGGCGUACUUCAAGCUACGCACCCCAAGACCUCCAGUAAAAACCAGACGGCCUCCAGUUCGCUCUAGCAUACAAAGCACCUACUUCUAUGACACCGACGAUGGUGACGAUCCCGACGGCGACUAUGUACAUGCAUGCGUCUAUGAUGAUGUACGAAAUGAAGAGAGCAUCAGAAAGGCCUGGCUGUUGAAAGCUCUGGCACUCUGCAGACAUGUAUGGCCAUCCGCCAAACGCGACAAGUUCUCUGUUGACUACCUUGGUCAUGGUGCAUUCAACUCUGUUUUCAGCAUUUCGAGAAAAGAAAGGAGUGGCCAAAGACACGAAUAUGUUUUACGGAUUCCCGAAGCCGAUCAGGACAUAACUCGUACAGUUGGUAUUCACAAGUAUCUGACCAAGUACACGAACUUGAAGGUACCCCGCGUCAUUACAUGGGAUGCUACUCCAUCCAACCCUCUACAACACGUCUACAUCAUCCUUGAACGGGUACCUGGAAAGUGUCUCGAGGAUGUCUGGCAAGAUCUUCCUUAUGGCCAAAAGUUAGUUCUGGCCCAGGAGAUGGCCCAAUUGUACCACAGUAUCGAGUCUAUCACAAACCCAUUCGCCGGAGUCAUCAAGGCUCACCGGCAGGAGGCAAAACAUUGUGAUGAAGCUAUCGAUCAAAUUUUUGUGGAGGCUUUCGGAGCUGGAACAGCAGAAUCACACGCCAAUCCGGUCAAUUGGGAUACCCCUAAAGACGGCAUUUUACCCAUUCGACGUGACCACCCACACUCAUCCGUGAGCGACAUUAUGCUUGCCAUCUUCAAGCGGCGCAUAUAUGAGAAAAAGAAUCGGGAAAUUACCAACGAAUUUACGCUCCGGCGGUACGAGCUAUGCCAAAGAAUAGUUGAGGACAUGGUGGAUAUGGGGCUAUUCGAUCCCCAGAAAGGUGCUGUGUGUCUAUGUCACCCAGAUUUAUUCCCUCGGAAUAUUAUGGUCGACUUUACUCCCAAAAUAACCAUCACCGGCAUACUGGAUUGGGACGAUGCUAUGUUCGCACCCAGAUUCGCUGGUCGUGUACUUCCGCGAUGGCUAUGGCAAUCGGUACCUGAGGGCGAGUCUGGAUCCUAUAUUCAUGACACAGAGCCAUUAGAUUCUAGAGAAAGCGAACCAGACUCGCCACAGAAUGCAGAGAUUAAAGCAGAGUUCGACUUUACCGUGGGAAAAGACUGGGUAUCUGAAGCAACUAGCGAAUGGCUUCGUCUAGCCAGAGCUUUACUCAGAUUCAGUCGAGAGGGACUAAUCCAUACACCAACCUUCGAGAGCAUCGCCAUAUGGAAGGAUAAAUGGGUUUCAUUGUCCACAGAUGCAGCCGAGAACCUUUACUUUUGGAGGGUGAAACGCAACUUGUCGAUCUUUCAGGAGCCAGAUGAACCCUUCUUCAACUGGAAAGACGACGAGGAAGUGUCCUACUGGGAUGAAGCGGCGGAGUCACGGAACCGUUUCGCGAGAGACCUAUUCAACGAACGCCUGCGCUGGAUUAUAUCCAUUCCCGCAAUCCCUUCUCGUUCCGAAGAACAACAAAUUGGCAUAGAUAGCUCGGCAAACUCGAUUAGUGAUGACGACCUAGUCCCAUCUAGUGCGAACAGUGACCCUCCAAUGCUUUUCAGUAUGGAGGACUCGAGCAUUCGCGAGAGAGUACAUGCUGCCACUCGAUUUUCGCUGCCUUGAAAGUCCCAUUCAUAGAGAGAUCCCUCAACAAUCACUCUACGAUACCGGCCUAAGAGAAGAGUGGAAUCAUAAUGAACACGGGAUAGUUUCGUGAGAGCAUCCCAUGAAUCAUUUCUCAGUGACUACUAAGGUCCAUCUGCCAUGACGGCCAGGUUUACCCGCUUGAGUGGCAAGAUUCUACCAAGACUCGCGAUGAGAACGUGCUAGUGGUUAGUCAUUAGGGUAUGAUGGGUUUCGGGCAGAGAUUACGGAAGGGUGCUUUGAUUGGGGGCUUCUUAUUUCCUUAUUUCCUUACCUUUUUCUUUCCUUUUUUUCCUAUGUUUUUCCUUUUCAGUUCGGCCGCCAAAAUCCGAGACGGCUUUUCCUAAUGAUUUCUGAGGCGUCAUAUGACGAACGCCCAUACGACACGAACGCAAUGGAGAUAGUCUGACCUGCUAAAUUAAUUCAGAGCCUCCGAUUGCACGCA
This is a messenger RNA of Annulohypoxylon truncatum, 2242 nucleotides long. Its product is annotated as kinase-like domain-containing protein. Bases 70 to 1776 code for a protein of 568 amino acids. NCBI's taxonomy places the organism in Eukaryota, Fungi, Ascomycota, Sordariomycetes, Xylariales, Hypoxylaceae. The transcript is spliced from 2 exons. The record is from RefSeq and is a predicted model, not a curated record.